AUGUUUGGCUCUGCUGCUCAAAAAUCUGGACCGUUUUCAUUUGGAUCUGCCAACAACAAUAGCUCUGCUAAUUCUACGUCAACACCAUCGUUAAACUUUUCAACUAAUAACAAUGCAUCCAACCCAACAAAGCCUUCUGGUUUUACUCUUGGAGGUAACACAGGUUCGAUUGGAUCCCAGUCGAGUCUUUUCGGGUCAAAUUUAUCUAGCAACAAUGUAGCAUCUAAUGGCUUUACUUCUGGUAACAACAACAAUGCUACAACACCAUCAUCAACAGGUUUCGGUUUUGGAUCAAAACAAACUACGUCAACCGUAACUGCCCCUACAACCGCCAGUUUUAGUUUUGGUUCCAAACAGAAUGGAACAGGGACAACCCCUUUAUCUGGAGUUUUGGGUGCAAACACCAAUAAGCCAUCCUUGUUUGGUAAUAGCGUUACUAAUCCAUCAUUUGGAAGCACGAAUAUCGGAUUUGGGGCAGCACAACAACCACAAAAUACACCUAUGAAUCAGCAAACAACGAAUUCCUCCCCAUAUGGUUUUGAUAUCAACAAGUUUUCACAGGUAGAAAUGCCAAAACCUUUAACCUCUGCCGCAUCUGUCGAUGAAAAUUCAAAAUUAAAACGGAAAAGAUCUGAUUCACUUGAAACGUCUAAAGAAAACCACUCUUUAGUAGGGAGAAUAGUUGAUACAUUCAGAGUUCCAACGAGGCAAUCAAUUGAAAACGUGCGUGGACUAUUUUCCUCAGCCAAAACAAAUCAAGACAUGCAGCUCAAUGAUCAUGCAAUCCAAGCCAAGUCUGAAUACCAAUAUGCUCUUUCCCUGAGAAGUGAGUACAGAAAAUUGACUAUUAAAAAACCUAGAAGUACCUAUGCUAACUACAAAGAAAUUGAUCCAAAUGAUGUUUUAUUAUCUAGACGUAAAGAUUUACGCAGUAAGUUCCUUCAACAAACACAAAACGCAAGUAAGGUUGUCAUUGAUUCAUUGACUCCUCCUUCAAAACGUAUGAAAACUCAAAAUGAAUUGGCAAAUAAGUCUACUGAUAAUGAUAAUUUAACAUUUUCGAAACCAUUGUCGGAACAGAUGUUUUCAUCGAAAGAGGGUAAACCUGAGAAGGCUGAUGAUUCAUACUAUUGGUCCAACCCGUCAAUUGAGGAGAUAUCCAAACUAUCAUCAUUAGAGUUGACCCGCGUUGAAAAUUUCUGUGUUGGUAGAAAAGGUUUUGGUAAUGUAAUGUUUAAAUAUCCUGUUGACCUGACGGAGUUUCAAGGUAAGUGGGAUACUCUUCUAGGUAAGACCAUCAUUUUCCAGAAUCGUACAUUACAAGUGUAUCCUGACGAAGCUAAUAAACCACAAGAAGGUAAUGGUUUAAAUGUUCCUGCUGUUGUUACCCUAGAAAAGGUUUUUCCUCGUAAGUAUGAUAUCCAACAUCCAAACCAUGAAUUACUAGAAAGACAUGUCCAAAGACUCAAGUCAACACAUGGUAUGAAAUUUAUAAGCUUUGAUCCUACCAGCGGUAACUAUGUCUUUGAAGUUGAACAUUUCUCUAUUUGGGGUAUUGUUGAUGAAGAGGAUGAUGACCCAGAGAUCGUCGCUAAGUGGAAAAGACAGCAAACACAAGAGUCACUUAGUGAAAAAAGAAAAAAUGAGCUACAAAUAAAUGCUUUAGAGAAAAUAGCAGGAUAUGGCCAGCCUGGUGAUAGCUGGAAAAAACAGAAAUCGGAUUUUGGCCUAGUGGUCCCAGGUGAAUUGAAAACAGAUGAAGAUGAAAUACACUCGGAAAAUGAAGAAGAAUUGAUUUUGGAAGAGCAGAAUGAUGAUAAUGAUAAAAUUCCAGAUUCUCUCGUACCAGCUACAUUGGAAAAGGAUGAUCAAAAUGCAAAUAACAUGGCUCUUCUCAAUUCUAAUGUCACCGAUAUUGACCAGUUAGUUGAAGUUCGUGCAUAUGAACCUGAGGUUGAUGAUAUUGAUGCUGAUUUUUUGAACCCAAGGACCGAGUUAGCCACCAGUGAUAACUGGGAUGAACAACUCAAAUUAUCCAAUGGUUUUUUCUCUGCUUUCAAUAAAAACUUGAACCAAAAAUAUAAUGUUAAUCUUGACCCGAAAAACGUGGGAGACCUAAUUUUUGGCAAAGAGAAUGCAGCAGACAUACCAAAAGCUGCUAAUGUUCCUCCUGUUUCUUUUGAAAACGCAAGUCAAUAUAAAAGCUGUUUGCAAGAGGAGAUGGUUGUAAGUGCAUUUGAUGUUAGAGAGUUAGACGAAUUACCAAGAGUCAUUGUUAAAGAUGAGAUCUCCUUAAAAAUCCCAAUGGCCAGUUUUGAAAACUCUAGUAACUUUAAAAUAUGGGAACUGCUUUCUAUUCUUUACGAUCGUGGUUUCUUGGAGAGUUUUUUAACUGACAAUUUAAGGAAUACCUGUCUUAAUAAACCAUCGAAGUUGAGCUAUGUUCUGGAUUUGAAGAAAAGAGAACUUUUCUGUGACUUUUUGCAGAAUCUAGAAUUUCUCGAUGUUGAUACAGAAGUGGAGAAAACCAAUACUGCUAGGAAUCCAAGUGAAAGAGUAUUCAACUUCAUUUGUCAAGGAAAGAUAUCAGAUGCUAUUCAAUAUGCUAUAAAUACCAAGAACAAUCAUCUUGCCGUUCUUCUUACAAUGCUUGACUCAAGUGAUGCUGGGGUCAGUAAAUUGGCUACUUCUCAGUUAGAAUCUUGGAAAAUGAGUGGCUCUCUUAACUUGAUUCCUUCUGGAGUCCUUAAGGUUUUCAAAAUUCUCAAGGGAGAUAUUUUAAGCAAAGAAUAUAUCAAUCAUUUAGAUGGUUUAUCUUGGCCAAUAGUACUCUCUCUCAUGGUGCGUUAUGAAACAGGUUCUAGUAUCAAGGAAACAAUUCGAAAACUAGUUGAAUUUGCGGAGAAUUCAGGUAUAUCUGAGAAUCCCUUGUAUCAGAUGUAUUUUUCGUCUUUGAAGAUGAUAGAUGAGAGAAAGAGAGUGGAAACAUUUGAAGUUGAGUUGGCCUUUUUAUUAAUGAAGCACUUGAAACCCCUUAUCAAGUAUGACAACGCCGAAUUUGAUGAUAUUGUGGUUAAAUUUGCGGAAAAACUUGAAAAGCAGGAAAUGGUAAUGGAAGCUGCAUUCGUGAUAGAACAUUUAACUGAUGACAGAAAAGCCAAAGAUCUUCUAACCAAGCUACUCAAUGGUAAUGUUACCAAAUUCGGCUUUCUUGAAGAUGAUAGCAAGCUACAUGAGAUCAAUCAAAGGUUACGUAUACCGUUACGGUUAUUACAUCAAGCUAGAUCCGUCGAGUUCAAAAACCAAAAACAAUAUUACAAAAGUACAGUUGAAUUACUGGUUGCUGAAGAUAUCCGAGAAGCACACAAAUUGUUGUUAGCCGAAGUUGCACCAUCAGUAAUCAUUGGAAAUAUUACUAGUGAGAUAAAAAGGCUACGUCUUUUAAUCGAGGAAUUCUCGACGCUGUCCGAGUUUAAGAUUGGAGCUGGUGUAUAUGGUGAUUAUAUUGAUUUUGUGGACCUUUCAAAUGGUAUCAAUUAUGAAGACGAAGAGUAUGGUGAAAAACAAGCAGAGUUGAAAAAACUAUACCAAAGCAUUCUAAGUGGCAUGUCCUCACUACAAAAUUACACACCAAAAGUCAAAAUUGCCAAAACAAUCAUGAUUAGGAGAUUGCUCAGAGUUGUAUUUAAGGAAGAUCUUGGUUGUGAUAGGGAGCAAGUACUACGACUAGAACUUCCUGAAAGCGAGAAGAAUUAUCUUGAAGCCAAGUUUGAUGAAAACUUAGACAAUAGGAUGCUAACGACAGAUUGA
Pichia kudriavzevii is the source of this 3810-nucleotide messenger RNA. RefSeq lists its product as uncharacterized. Lineage: Eukaryota; Fungi; Ascomycota; Pichiomycetes; Pichiales; Pichiaceae. Bases 1 to 3810 code for a protein of 1269 amino acids. Gene Ontology annotation, molecular function: structural constituent of nuclear pore. Gene Ontology annotation, biological process: RNA export from nucleus; post-transcriptional tethering of RNA polymerase II gene DNA at nuclear periphery; protein import into nucleus. The transcript has a single exon. The record is from RefSeq and is a predicted model, not a curated record. Gene Ontology annotation, cellular component: nuclear pore cytoplasmic filaments; nuclear pore.